AUGGAAUCAGAGACGACCAUACCGAGCCACCAAGACGAAACCAAGACAGAGUCCACAGAAUUCACGAAGAAACAGAAACGGUACCAAGACUUGAUCGCCACGUUUCCUCACGUACAAGGCUGGUUUUCCAAAGCUCCCCUGAUCGAGUAUUGUGGUCACUGGUACAUACAGGCUGGCCUAGAAGGGUGCCUUCACGUGCAAGACUUUUUCCAAGCACGGCCCACUGACAUCCUCGUUUGUACCUACCCAAAGUCGGGUACCACUUGGCUCAAAGCUCUAACUUUCACCAUCGCCAAUCGAUCUCGCUUGGACGACGAUUCCUCCAACCCUCUCCUAAAACGCAACCCUCACGAGCUUGUUCCUUUCAUUGAGACAGAUCUCCCUACGUUCAUCUCCAAGUGGGCUUUCUUUGAAAAAGAAAAAUCAGAUCAAGAGCAUCCAGAUAAGGUUUUGUUUCUCAAGUACGAGAAGUUGAGAGCUGAUCCUUUGCCGCAUGUGAAAAGAUUGGCUGAGUUUAUGGGUUAUGGAUUCACAGCUGAGGAAGACGAAAUAGGUGUUCAGUCCUUCGGUUUAUUAUCCGAAUAG
Messenger RNA from Camelina sativa (false flax), 585 nucleotides. The record is from RefSeq and is a predicted model, not a curated record. NCBI's taxonomy places the organism in Eukaryota, Viridiplantae, Streptophyta, Magnoliopsida, Brassicales, Brassicaceae.